AUGCAGCUUAAUAAUAAUUUUUUCGCCCUUCUUUACUUUUUAGGAUCGUUAGGCAUUUACGUUUUAGCGGGGAGAGACUUCUACAAAAUUUUAGGUGUUGACAGAAAUGCAAACACAAAUGAAAUAAAAAAAGCCUACAGAAACUUAGCUAAAGAAUUACAUCCAGAUAAAAAUAAAGGUGACCCAGAGGCAGAAAAUAAGUUCAGGGAUUUGGGGGAAGCUUAUGAAGUGUUAUCCGACAAAGAUAAACGUAAAACUUAUGACAAAGGAGGGGAAGAGGCAUUAAAGCAGCAAGGAGGGUUUUCUGAUCCAUUUGAUUCGUUCUCUAGUUUUUUUGGAGACUUUGGAUUUGGAUUUGGUGGCUCAUCUCACCAGGAAAGAGAAAUUCCAAAAGGUGGUGAUGUUGUUCUAAGUCUCGACGUAACACUUGAGGAGUUGUACAAUGGCAAUUUUAUUGAGGUAGUUCGUUAUAAGCCUGUUGCAAAACCAACAAGUGGCACUCGAAAGUGCAACUGUCGCCCUGAAAUGAAGACAAUUCAGUUGGGUCCUGGAAGGUUCCAGAUGGUACAGCAACAAGUCUGUGAUGACUGUCCUAAUAUCAAAAUGGUUCCAGAAGAGAAGUUGCUAGAAAUUGAAAUAGAAAAGGGUAUGAGGGAUGGUCAGACGUAUCCAUUCGUUGCAGAAGGUGAGCCUCAUAUGGACGGAGAGCCAGGGGACCUAAAGUUCAUCAUCAAUCAAAUGAAACAUUCUGUGUUUGAGAGGCGAGGAGAUGAUUUGUACACGAACAUCACAAUCAGUCUUCUUGAUGCUCUCACUGGCUUCAGGUUGGACAUCGUUCACCUCGAUGGCCAUAAGGUUAGCAUCAGUCGGGACAAAAUAACAUGGCCGGGGGCAAAGAUUUUAAAGAAGGGAGAGGGAAUGCCAAACUAUGAGAACAACAAUGCAAAAGGAACGCUAUACAUCACAUUUGAUGUUGAAUUUCCAAGGGGUGAACUAGCCAGUGACGCCAAACAAGAAAUGCAGAAAUUGCUACAACAAGAAAGAAGUCAACGGGUAUAUAACGGGCUGCAGGGCUAUUAA
Helobdella robusta is the source of this 1080-nucleotide messenger RNA. RefSeq lists its product as hypothetical. The record is from RefSeq and is a predicted model, not a curated record. Gene Ontology annotation, cellular component: endoplasmic reticulum. Gene Ontology annotation, biological process: protein folding; protein maturation. Gene Ontology annotation, molecular function: misfolded protein binding. The coding region runs from base 1 to 1080 and encodes 359 amino acids. The transcript has 9 exons. NCBI's taxonomy places the organism in Eukaryota, Metazoa, Annelida, Clitellata, Rhynchobdellida, Glossiphoniidae.